This is a messenger RNA of Trematosphaeria pertusa, 1829 nucleotides long. RefSeq lists its product as uncharacterized. Gene Ontology annotation, cellular component: COP9 signalosome. Lineage: Eukaryota; Fungi; Ascomycota; Dothideomycetes; Pleosporales; Trematosphaeriaceae. The transcript is spliced from 3 exons. Gene Ontology annotation, molecular function: metallopeptidase activity; protein binding. The record is from RefSeq and is a predicted model, not a curated record. The coding region runs from base 96 to 1394 and encodes 432 amino acids. Gene Ontology annotation, biological process: protein deneddylation.
CGCUCACUUCUACUUCAACACCAAGCUCGCAGUACCCCACUACACCCCUUCUUCAAACUUCUAAUCGAACCGCACAUACAAAGGCAACCGCAAACAUGGCGGAAGCUUCCGCAAAUCCACUCCUCUCGACCGCCCGCGCCUCCGAUACUAGCCCCACCAUACAGCUCCAUCCGUUGGUACUCCUCACAAUAUCAGAUUGUAUAACUCGACACACGCUACGUCAACAAUCAGGACCGGUAGCUGGCGCUAUACUUGGGCAGCAAAAUGGCCAGGAGGUCACAAUGGAGGUUGCCUUCCAGGCGAAGCUGACACCCAAUGCGGCGGGCGAGGUAGUAUUGGAUGAUGAGUGGUUCAGCAAGCGACUGGAGGACUUCAAAGACGUCCACAAGCAACCGCAGCUCGACCUUGUCGGUUGGUUCACACUUGGCCCCGCUUCAGGCCCGCAAUCGCACAUUCUGCCCAUCCACGCGCGGAUAUCAGAGCUGUACACCGAAUCGCCGAUUCUCUGCCUAUUCCAUCCGUCAGAUGCCGAGUCCGAAGCUACAGCGGCCGGCAAACUUCCCCUCACUCUGUACGAGUCGGUCUACGAGAGCGCAACAGGUGGCCCCAACGACAAGGCCAUGGACAUCGAUGGCGCAGUGCAAAACAAGGCCUUGAAGUUUCGUGAGCUAGUGUACAGUGUGGAGACUGGCGAGGCGGAGAUGAUUGGUGUGGACUUCGUAGCACGAGGAGGCGGUAACGCAACUGCCGUUGACGGAUCGGCUGCCGCCGUACCAAAGGCUACGGCUGAGUCGAGCAAAGUCGAGGAGGAGAAAGGCAAGAAGACGCGGGGAAAACAGAAGGAGAAGGAGAAAGCGAAGGAGGAAACCAUCGACGAAUCCGCUGUGCUCACUGCGGAAGACGACGAGCUCCUCUCCACACUCACCGCGAAGAUGAACGCGAUCCGUAUGCUUAGCCGCCGCAUCACCCUUCUCCGCAUCUACCUCGCCUCCCUCCCACCGUCCUACCUCUCAGACCCCUCACUUCCCCUGAACCCCGCCCCAACCGCCGACCACCCACUUCCGCUCAACCACUCCAUCCUCCGUAGCAUAUCCGCCACGCUCGCCCGCAUUAACAUUCUUGCCCCGCCAGACGCCGAAGCGUUUACGCUCGAAUCGCAACAAGAGGCCUCUGACGUCCAGCUCGUGCAGCUCCUCUCCUCUAUCACCAACUCCGUAUCCGCCGCAAAGGAUUUGGGCAAGAAAAGCCAGAUUGUGGAGAACGGUAAGAGCCAAAGCAGGAGGGGUCCGCUGGGCGGAGGCUACGAUGGCGGUGGCUCUAAUCAAUACUUCGACACUAUCAUCGGAGCCAGCGGCGGCUCUGGACGGCAGUUCGGAAAUGAGCGGUGGUCAUGAACUGAAUCUGCUCAGACUACUAAGCGCUACUAUCCCAUUAUGGCGUGGGUUGGCUAAUGGGGCACCGCAGGGCGCGUUCGAAGGGUCCGGUUCGUGGUCUAGAGGAGAUCGCAGCCUGAUCUGAUGGCCCUCCGGCGAAUCAUGAUUGAUUUGGUCAUUUGCCGUAUUUGGCGGCAGUUGACUUGACUUUGGGCUCAAAAGGCCUCCUGGCUGGCCAAUGUUCGGCCGCAACGGUCAGGAUUGCCACCAGCAGACCUUGUUUCUCCGGGCCAGACGCUGCAGGAUCGAGACACUCAAAUUGCCCAAUUGAUGCAUGGGUACGUGUACGGCGCGAAAUGGAAGGAAUUGCUUCACGAACAUGCAUACCGUCAGGGAUAAAAUUAGCAUAACAUUCAGGCAAGCACUAGACCCGCAACAAUGAGAAAAUGAUCACCU